AUGACGGCCACCGAGCCCCCCUCCGAUAAUGACUAUGGCCUCUUUGCGGGAGCCGACUCCGAGACCGAGCUUGAAAUGGAGGAAGAGGAUUCUGAUGCUGGUGAUGCCGGUGACGAAAACACGGCUACUAUUGUCUUUCCUAACAUACCUUCUAUACCCGGCUACUCUACCGCAUUAAGUGAAACUGCUGUUACUGCUGUUCCCACAUCUAACAAUUCUAGCACUAUAGCGUUCUCAGCCGGUCAAAGCAAAGUCUACAUCGACGACAUGUUUGUUGCGGGGCAAUAA
Molecule: messenger RNA, 288 nt
Organism: Pseudogymnoascus verrucosus
Lineage: Eukaryota; Fungi; Ascomycota; Leotiomycetes; Thelebolales; Thelebolaceae
Exons: 2
Coding region: 1-288 (95 amino acids)
Source: RefSeq, a predicted model, not a curated record